Messenger RNA from Entelurus aequoreus (snake pipefish), 1269 nucleotides. Its product is annotated as Golgi phosphoprotein 3-like. Gene Ontology annotation, molecular function: phosphatidylinositol-4-phosphate binding. Gene Ontology annotation, biological process: Golgi vesicle budding; retrograde vesicle-mediated transport, Golgi to endoplasmic reticulum; Golgi organization. Lineage: Eukaryota; Metazoa; Chordata; Actinopteri; Syngnathiformes; Syngnathidae. Bases 249 to 1124 code for a protein of 291 amino acids. The transcript is spliced from 5 exons. Gene Ontology annotation, cellular component: trans-Golgi network; Golgi cisterna; cytosol. The record is from RefSeq and is a predicted model, not a curated record.
ACGCCAGCAUUCGGCGACGUCACUCCCCCUUCCACCAUGUUGGAUCAGGAAGUAGGCUGAGUCGAAGAAGCUUGAGAAUCCGACGGCUUAAACUGUUAACGGCUGUUUUUGACUCCUUCCGCGGGCGAUUUUUCCCACACACACACACGAAUUCAACAUAUUUAACACUCAGCGUACAUGCUGGGCGGCUUUCUACUCACUCGAGGAAGCCACUUUUCUCCGGAUCGUGCCGUUUCGCAGCGCCAGCUAUGGCUUCUCUGACGCAGAGAACCUCGGGCCUCGUCCAGCGGAGGACCGAGGCCACCCGUAGCGCCGACAGGGAGAGGGAGCCCGACGGGGAGGAGGAAGACGCGCGCCGCGGCGAGGAGGAAGAGGACGACAAGGGGGACUCGAAGGAGACUCGAUUGACACUAAUGGAGGAGGUGUUGCUCUUGGGCCUCAAGGACCGAGAGGGCUACACUUCUUUCUGGAACGACUGCAUUUCCUCUGGCCUUCGAGGGUGCAUGCUCAUCGAGUUGGCUCUCCGGGGAAGGCUACAGCUGGAGGCCUGCGGCAUGAGGAGAAAAAGUCUGCUCUCUCGGAAGGUGAUCUGCAAGUCCGACGCCCCGACAGGAGACGUGCUGCUGGAUGAGGCCUUGAAGCACAUCAAGGAAACUCAGCCUCCAGAGACUGUCCAGAGCUGGAUAGAGCUGCUAAGUGGGGAGACCUGGAAUCCUUUGAAGCUGCAUUACCAGCUGAGGAAUGUCAGGGAACGUCUGGCCAAAAACCUGGUAGAGAAAGGUGUCCUCACCACAGAGAAACAGAACUUCUUGCUUUUCGACAUGACCACACAUCCGCUCACCAACAGCACCAUCAAACAGCGCCUCGUCAAGAAGGUGCAGGACUCCGUCCUGGAGAAGUGGGUCAACGAUCCUCACCGCAUGGACAAGCGGGUGCUGGCCCUGAUCCUCCUGGCCCACUCUUCAGACGUCCUGGAAAACGCCUUCGCUCCACUGCAGGACGAGGAGUACGACCUGGGCAUGAAGCGGGUGCACACGUUGCUGGAGCUGGAGCCGGAAAAGGAGAGCACCAAGCCCAACUGCAAUGAACUCAUGUGGGCCGUGGUAGCCGCCUUCACCAAAUGAGAUGGAAGAACCUUCUAUUUUUUCUUUAUUUUCUCUUUUUUUUUUUUUUAAAGUGAGCCGUCGACCCCUGAAGGACCUGUGCAUUAUUUAAUCGGCUUGAAGGACUUCACCAUAAACAAGACAAUUUAGUUGGGUCAGAGUUGGG